Vitrella brassicaformis is the source of this 1024-nucleotide messenger RNA. Lineage: Eukaryota; Vitrellaceae. The record is from the annotation of a GenBank genome assembly.
GUAGAAGCCCCGCGUCAAGGUCCUCCCUACCUAUCUCUCUGUUCCUCCGCCUCGCGAACACACAGGCACAUGCACACACAGCCAGUAGUCGCUGCACAGAUGGGGCGAGGCGGGGUGGGCUAUCGCACUGCGGCUGUCUUGUGUGGUGUUUGUGUUGUAUGUGUGUGUGUAUGUAUCUGUGUGUAUCUGUGUGUAUCUGUGUGUAUCUGUGUGUAUCUGUGUGUGUGUGUGUAUGCCACAAUCAGUGAUGGGUCUUUCUUUCUGUUGGUGUUGCCGUGUGUGUGGUGUGGUGUUGUGGUUGGUGGGUCCGUCGGUGGAUCCAACUACGUUCUAUCUGCUCUGCUCUGCUCAGUCGUCGGAUGCCUCGAUCUCACGCUCGUAGCGCUGCUGGUCCUCCUCAGCCUGAACACACCACAACACACCACAACACACCACACAACACACACAUCCAUGUCUGCGGUGACGUGCCGUCCAUGUAUGUGUUUGCAUGUUUGUGUGAGAUGCAUCCGUGCCAUAUCGACGUAGGGCUUCUUGUCCUCAUCCUCCAUCUCACGCCACUCCUUGCCUGCACACACCACACACCACACCACACACACACACACACACCAUGUCCGUAUGGCGCCUCCCCAAAUGCAUCCGGCCCAUCCAUCGCAUUACCCAUUUUCUUGUCGAUGAGGUUGGCCUUGAUACCCAUCUCCUUCAACUCCUCACGACGACCCGCAGCAUAGUGGGAGUCUGCACACCACACCCAUGUGCCGCGCCGCCCCACACAUCAGGGAAUGCACCAGGAAAUUCACCGGCCACACACGUCGUAUGGAUGGAUGGACCGAUGCCCCACCGGUGUGGUGUGCUUACAUGCGUUUUUGGGCUUCUUGGGGUGGUCCUUCUUGACACCCCCGCCUCGCUCUUCACCUGUUGAGCGGCUGCGCCCUUUGCCACCUGUCCACCGUCGCUCAUCAAAGCCCUUCGCGAAGGGCUUGCCUGGCGUUCUCUUCUGCCUCGGCAUAAUGACCGCACUUACACU